Molecule: messenger RNA, 2259 nt
Organism: Stegodyphus dumicola
Lineage: Eukaryota; Metazoa; Arthropoda; Arachnida; Araneae; Eresidae
Product: apolipoprotein L3-like
Biological process (GO): lipoprotein metabolic process; lipid transport
Cellular component (GO): extracellular region; membrane
Molecular function (GO): lipid binding
Source: RefSeq, a predicted model, not a curated record
AAUGAAGUAUUUUGAAGUAAGUUUUCUGUCGAGCUCGAGUACGUCUGCUGUUCUAUUGACUGUGCAAAGGCGACUAAGUUGGCCUUGGACUGUGUCAAUCACAUACCUGCAAUAAUACAGCUGCUGAGACAAGGUAUUGGAGUUUCCCAUUUGUUAACGUUUGUGGCACCUAGAUGGAGCCACAUUUUUUAAGCGCAAUUUAGGCGGAACUUGAAAGUUUUAUCGGGAAGUAAAUAACUCGCGCUUACGUUUAAGCACCUCGUUUUCUAAGGAACUAUCAACAUAAUUGAUCAUUUUAUGUUUUUAUAGCACUUGUUGAUGUCGGUUUGACAACUAACAUUGAUUCCAGCUCUUCCGUACUUUUUUGUGACUGUUAUCACAGUCAAUGAUUUUUUACUCAUCGCACCAAUCAAAACUGAUGUGAAAGUUUCACUGUUAGGCGGGACUUUCCCGUUGAGCAUGAAGAAUGAUACAGUUUUGUUCGAUAAAGUUGUUCAUUGCUUUUGCAUCAGAAAGUGACGUUUUAGCUCUUUACUGCUGAUCAUAUUUCGAUAAUUAUGUCAGAAUUUCGAGGUAUUAUUGAGAACUUAAUUAAAGGAGCUUUACUUCCGUGGAUUGAAGAACAUUUCGACGAUGUGGUUGCUGCAUUUGGAACAGAAGGAAACACUACAAAUUCUGCAUAUAAUUGGAAUAAUAUAGUUUUAGAUUUUGAAGGGUGCAGUGAUGAAAGAAUUAAUGAAUUUUUAGAUCUAAAUGCUUUCUGUCAAUCAAGAAAAGAGAUAAUUCACGAACUUCGGAAUAUUUCCGAAAUAAUGACCAAGGAGAGACGCAAUUGCAACUUGUCAAAGCUGGCGGGCGCUUGUACAGGAAUUAUAGGAGGUCUGACUGUAGGAGCAAGUUUUUUAAUUCCCUUUACCGGUGGCUUAAGUGCACCUAUAGCUGCCGCAGGUGGAAUUGUCAGUCUGCUUGGAGGAGGUACCUCGCUUGGAACUGCAAUUACUGAAUGUGCUUUAGUAUCAAGGCGCAUAAAGCAGGCUAAAAAUAUUUUGGAAGAGGAUAGAAAAAAAUGUGAGUGGAUGCUGAUACGUAUUCAGCAGUCAGAAGACUUACAGAAAGCUAUAAAUGACGUGAUGAACUUAGAUAUUUUUAAAAGAAUGGUUAAAGAUUUGGCUGCUAUUGUUCAGGAAACUCGAAAUAAGUUCAGCAAAAUCCAAGGAACAUUUUAUCGAAUGCAAAGCAAUCAAUUUAUGAAAAUGUUGAUGCCUAUUAUGUUUUCUAUUAUCGAAGAAAAACUUGGGCUCACACCAGAGUUGUUAAAAAUACGCAUAGCAGUAUUUUUGGCAAUCUUCCUUGUAUUAGUGAUACAAUCUGAUAAUCAGAAUCUUGCUGAUAUUUCUAUCACAACUUUGCGUUUAAGUGGAGGAAUUGGUGCAAGUGCUGUUUUUAUCAAGUCUGUUGAUGAUAUGUCAGUAGUCCUUAAAUCUGGCCUUAGAAAUGGCACAAUCCUAGCUCCCAUCCGAAGUGCUGUUAUUCGUGGACUUGCAGUAGCUGGUUUGGCUCUAGAUGUGAUCAAUUUGAUUUUGACAUCAAUUGAUCUACAUAAGGGCUCCAUCAGUGAACAUGCAAAAGCUAUUGAACAUGCUGCAGAUGAAAUGGAAGAGGAAUUAAGAAAAUUAGAAAAAACAGUCAAAAUGCAGUAAAAAUAAUAACCUUUAUAGGAAGCAUGUUUUUUACAUUACAUGGACAGUUUGCAUGAUUUCUAAUUUUUAACAUUUACCAGUAAAGGUGUUUUUAAGCUAUAAAAUUUAAUUGCAAAGUAAAAUUUGCACAGUUUAAAUUUCAUUAUUGAAUUAAUGAAGCUUUAAAGUGUGCAAAUUUCAUUACUCCCUUCCUAGUGAUAUUUAGCAUAUUUUUUCUAAUUAAAUUUUAUUAUAUUUGAAUUCUCUUAAUCAUGUCAUUGACAUCUGUAAAGUAUAAUACGGAGAUUGAACCAAAUAUUUAAUCAUUAAAUAUUUAUGCUUAAUUUGUUUUUCAUCAGUAUGUACAUUUGAGAACAGGGAAUGUGAAAAAUAUGCACUGCAAAUAAUUUUAUUUUCUUCAUUUUAUUUCAUUGCAGUUGCUGUAAUAAUGCCACAAGCAUCGACUGUAGCUUUUUUUUUACCAUUGAUAAAAAAUUGAAAAUUGUAAACUUAAUGAGUAUUUUACAAUAGAAAACGACUGUGUUGACAUACUGCAUUUACCAAAAAAAAAAAAAAAAAA